GCAUUCUCCACGACCUCCGUCCGCGCGCGCGCCAAGACCAUGGGCCAGCUCCGCGCCCGCAACUCCACCGGUCCGUUCUCGUGGAAGGCGGCGCUGCUCUUUGUGCUUACCGGCGGGGCGAUGAUCAUUUACUUCCGGGUGGAGAAGGAGCGGUUGGAGCGGAAGAGGAUUGCGGAGAUGAGCAAGGGAGUUGGGAAGCCGAAGGUUGGGGGCCCGUUUGUGUUGAAGGAUUUGGAUGGGCAGGAGUUUACGGCGGAGGAUUUGAAGGGGAAGUAUAGUUUUGUUUACUUUGGGUUCACUCAUUGUCCGGAUAUCUGCCCCGAUGAGUUGGACAAAAUGGCCGAGAUCAUCGACCAGGUCAAGGCCGCCACCAAGGGCGAGAAUAUCUUCCUCCCCGUGUUCAUUACCUGCGACCCCGCGAGAGAUACGCCCGAAGUGCUCCGGACUUAUCUGCAGGAGUUCCACAAGGAUAUCAUCGGGUUAACGGGGACGUAUGAGGAGGUGAAGCAUGUGUGCAGGCAGUACCGGGUUUACUUUAGUACGCCGCGGGAUGUGAAGCCAGGAGAGGACUACCUGGUUGACCACAGCAUUUACUUUUAUCUGAUGGAUCCCGAGGGCGACUUUGUUGAAUGUAUCGGACGCCAGGAUACACCGGACACCGCGACAAACACGAUCAUGGAACAUAUCAACGACUGGAAGAGAGAGGGCAAGCCAUUGAAGAGGGAUUAA
Molecule: messenger RNA, 729 nt
Organism: Aspergillus ochraceoroseus IBT 24754
Lineage: Eukaryota; Fungi; Ascomycota; Eurotiomycetes; Eurotiales; Aspergillaceae
Product: SCO family protein
Exons: 3
Biological process (GO): mitochondrial respiratory chain complex IV assembly; intracellular copper ion homeostasis
Cellular component (GO): mitochondrial inner membrane
Molecular function (GO): copper ion binding; copper chaperone activity
Source: RefSeq, a predicted model, not a curated record